This is a messenger RNA of Hirsutella rhossiliensis, 954 nucleotides long. RefSeq lists its product as uncharacterized. The transcript has 4 exons. The record is from RefSeq and is a predicted model, not a curated record. The coding region runs from base 1 to 954 and encodes 317 amino acids. NCBI's taxonomy places the organism in Eukaryota, Fungi, Ascomycota, Sordariomycetes, Hypocreales, Ophiocordycipitaceae.
AUGUCUUCGUCUCCGUCGGCGGACAGCUCUGCCCCGCACCUCCGCAAGCCCCUUGGCUCUAGCAAGGGCGCGGGCAGCGAUAUGUCCAUGAUGUUCUUCGCCCAGCCCGACUGCCCCGCGAGGUUCGCCCACCACGACGAGCACCGCAUUAGGGGCCUCAACGCUGAGGCUAUCGCCCGCGUCCUCCUGCCGGUGCCCUCGUGGCUGCUCGAGGCCGACUACGCACCCCUCCGGCCAAUCGUCGACACGGACUGGUCCGAGCAAUGGUUCCUUAUGAGCGGCCGCGUUCACCCCUACGCCCUCGCCUGGGAGGUGGAGCGCCGCGACGGUCUUGAGGCCGGCCCAGACGAUACCGUCCUCUACACAGUGCCCGCCCUUAUCGUCCGCGACCAAGGCUACCAGCCCGUCCUCCCACGCUCCUUGGCCUCUGGCGGCCAGUUCCCGUCUACGCCUCCUGUUGUCUCCUUCCAUGGCGUCAUCGCCGGGCCUGGCCUUGACCUCCUGCGUGGAGACUUCCUGCCAGGUCUCGGGCCCGACCAGCUCCGCUGCUGCGGCUUCGUCCGGCUCACUACCUACAUCACCCCUGGCCUGCCGGACCGGAUUCCCUUUAAGGGCUACCACCCUUCCAGGUCUUUGUUAUCUUUCCCAUCUAUGCUAACCCUUGGGCCGUCGUCGGCCUUCUCGACCACCGUCUUAUGCUCUGCCCCGGGCUCAGAGCGCGAUUACGUCUUUAUCGUCGUCCCGGACAGCUGGAACUUUGUCGACAGGCCCUCGGCGGCCGCCUCCGCCUCGGCUUCCCCCCUUGCUACGCCCCUUAAACGUCAGACCCUAUCCGCCUCCUCUACCUUUGAUUCCGUCCGCGCCGCCUUGUACUCCGUUGCUGCGCCGGCCUCGGCUGCGUCGGCUCCCCCCCUCGGCCCCGACCGCCCUCGACCCCGUCACACCACCGCCUAA